AUGACGAAGAUACGGUUUAUUUUGGGUGUGAUUACUUUGCUAUUUACGAUAGUUCAUGGAGUGUCUAAUGUGAAUCAUGAGAUACGUCGUGCCAAAAGACAGUCCACCGACCGACUUGUCUUUGCGCACUUCAUGAUCGGAAUCGUCAGCAACAGAAGGAGCGCCUCGGACUUUGAUGAUGACAUGAAGCGUGCUAAGUCUCUGGGGAUUGAUGCAUUUGCUCUGAACAUUGGCGUAGAUCCUUAUACUGACCAACAACUCCAACUGGCAUACGAAUCGGCUGCCAACAAUGACAUGAAAGUCUUCCUAUCAUUCGAUUUCAACUGGUGGCAUAUUGACCAGGCUACCGCAGUUGGCCAGAAGAUUGCCCAGUAUGCUAGCAAGCCUGCACAACUUCUCGUCGACAACAAAGUAUUCGUUUCAUCAUUUGCCGGGGAUGGAAUGGAUGUUGCAGCAUUGCGAGCUGCAGUUGGAAGAUCGAUAUUUUUCGCGCCCAAUUUCCACCCAUCCACUGGGACAGACAUCUCGCCAGUUGACGGCCUCCUGAAUUGGAUGGCGUGGCCAAACAACGGAAACAACAAAGCCCCAACUCCAGGUCACAAUAUUUCGGUGGCCGACGGAGAUCGAGAAUAUGUUAACGCCCUCCGCGGAAAAGCUUAUAUUGCCCCUGUAUCACCUUGGUUCUUCACGCAUUUCGGACCUGAAGUUUCUUAUAGCAAGAAUUGGAACUUCCCAUCUGAUCUCCUAUGGUUUAACAGAUGGAAUGAGAUCCUUGCAUUGAAACCGCGCUUUAUCGAGAUUGUGACAUGGAAUGACUACGGAGAGUCUCAUUACAUUGGUCCUUUGAAAUCACCACAUACUGAUGACGGCGCCUCAAAAUGGGUCAAUGACAUGCCCCACGACGGAUGGCUGGACAUUUCAAAACCAUACAUCGCUGCGUUCAAAGCAGGCCAGUCGUCUCCCAACGCUCAUAUCUCAUCUGAUGAGUUAGUAUACUGGUAUCGACCUGCACCACGUGGGGUAGACUGCGACUCAACAGAUACCUGCAUGGUAUCAGCAAACAAUGGGAGUGGAAACUACUUCAUGGGCCGCCCAGAUGGCUGGCAGUCCAUGGCAGAUUCUGUGUUCGUUGUAUCAUUGCUUACAUCCCCAGCCACAGUGCAGGUCAACAGCGGCGGGACUGUCUAUAAUUAUGACGCGCCAGCAGGUGCAAGUGCAAAGGAGGUGCCGAUGGGAGUUGGCGCACAAAGCUUCGCGGUCAUGCGCGAUGGGCAGACUAUUCUGUCAGGGACUAGUUUGAAGGAGAUCAUCAACGGGUGCGUGUGUGGUUUAUAUAACUUCAAUGCCUAUGUCGGAACACUUCCAGCAGGAUUCAAUGAUCCCCUCCAGCAAGAUGGACUCUCUGCCUUUAAACAAGGCCUGCGUGUCCAGUCAUGUCAAGCGAGCCCCUCAUUAGGUACAGUGCCCCCAGCUCCUCCGUCUUCAAGUACGAGCACCACUUUGCCAAGUCCUCCCCCAACCACAACAACGCCCCCUGGACAAUGCUCUGCGACUGUCGUGGUCACUGUUACAGUCACCGAGCCUCUGACUCCACCACCUUCCCCUCCUACAACCCCAACUGGCGGCGGCGGUGGAGGAGGUGGCAGCGGAGGAGGAGGAGGUGGUGGUGGCGGCGGAGGUGGAGGCAGGACCUGCAUUGCGGGAACAGGACCCAAUAACUACAUUGGGUUGUGUUCCUUUUGUUGCAACUAUGGUUAUUGUCCACCUGGACCCUGCACUUGUACGCAAUAUGGGAAUCCAGUCCCGCGUCCACCAUCAACUGGAGCUCAUGGGGCCCCUCUUGUCGGCGAAGAUGAUUCAUAUCUCGGCCUUUGCAGUUUCGCAUGCGAUCAUGGCUAUUGUCCCCCUACAGCCUGCAGAGUGGUUUGA
Molecule: messenger RNA, 1929 nt
Organism: Penicillium samsonianum
Lineage: Eukaryota; Fungi; Ascomycota; Eurotiomycetes; Eurotiales; Aspergillaceae
Product: glycoside hydrolase family 71 protein
Exons: 5
Coding region: 1-1929 (642 amino acids)
Biological process (GO): mating projection tip cell wall disassembly
Molecular function (GO): glucan endo-1,3-alpha-glucosidase activity
Source: RefSeq, a predicted model, not a curated record